Molecule: messenger RNA, 4229 nt
Organism: Homalodisca vitripennis (glassy-winged sharpshooter)
Lineage: Eukaryota; Metazoa; Arthropoda; Insecta; Hemiptera; Cicadellidae
Gene: fus
Product: RNA-binding protein fusilli
Exons: 15
Coding region: 478-2460 (660 amino acids)
Biological process (GO): regulation of RNA splicing
Cellular component (GO): ribonucleoprotein complex; nucleoplasm
Molecular function (GO): mRNA binding
Source: RefSeq, a predicted model, not a curated record
AGAUAGUCGUUACCUCUACCUGGUUGCAUUGAACGUUCGCGUAGCCACGCAGGCAUCACCACAACAAAACUAUCUUUUCGUUCUUUUGCUAAAUCUCUGCAGGCAACAACAGUUUUACUGCCGGUAUACACAAGUGCAGUGCGUGUUCAGUUAACGUAAUCAGUCUUGUCUGUGAUAAUCAACCGAUUGUUGUGUACUAUAACAUCCUGAACAUAACCUCUAACUUCUGUCUCCCUUCAGCGAUAGGUUAGUUUCUUUUCACUGCCCUGACAAGCCCGCGCGUUUCCUACGUUCUCGUCACAGUUCGUUUUGUGUUGUGCAUGUGUUGUGUUUAUUGGAUUGUAUUUUACACUAGGGACGAUAUAAAUAUAGUUUUACACUAGCUUGACGGCUGAAGACGAUUCGAGACGUUGGAUUAUCUCGUUGUUUUCCUAAAGAAAUGUUGGGCGGCAGAGAGUGCUAGAGGGUAGACUCAAAAUGAUGGGCACCACACAUCUGUGUGUGUUCUACGUGGCCACGGCAGGCCUCCAGGGCAAUGCCCUCGGAUCUGACGAGGAGGAGAUCGUCCUUCUCAUCUAUGUCAUCAUCGACAUGUCUGUUAAUAAGGUUGUGGGAGUUCAACAGUACCUGGUCAAGCCCACCGUGGCUGACGUGAACGAGAACGUGCUCUCGGAGCAGCUGGUGGAGGAGAGUGCGCUCACGGAAGAACUGGUCAAGAAUGCUGGCCAACCCCUUCAGUCUGCUAUUAGACAGUUCGACUCCUACGUGAGGUCGCUGCAGAUUGAUCCCCAGUCCCCGCUGUUCCGGCUGGUCACGGACGGCCAGUUGCCCCUGAGGCAGUGUCUCCAUCCCGAGGCGUGCUCCAAGAACAUCGAACUGCCCUCCUACUACCACGUCUUUCACGACCUCAGGAAAGACUUCCGCGCCUUCUACAGCGCUCCCGACGAUGCGGAGCUCAACUCGGUCACGGAUCUCGUCGAUUACUUAAGAAUGCCUCAUGAUCUCGAUAGCCAAUUUUACGUGAAACAAACCAAAGACAUGGUCAACAUAGUUCAAAGACUAGUGGCAGAUGGCCACACUUUCAAUAAUCCGGAAACAAUCGACGACAAGCUUGAACCUGGCAUUUGUUCCAAGAAUGAGGAAGUAGACAACAACUGUGUUGUGAGAGCGAGAGGGUUGCCUUGGCAAGCUUCUGAUCAGGAUAUUGCCAAAUUCUUUCGGGGGUUGAAUGUGGCCAAGGGAGGUGUAGCGCUGUGUCUGAGUCUACAAGGGAGGCGGAACGGAGAGGCAUUGAUACGGUUUGUAAACCAGGAGCACCGGGACCUCGCACUCAAGCGACACAAACACCACAUCAACAACCGGUAUAUCGAGGUCUACAAAGCAACGGGUGAAGACUUCAUCAACGUGGCGGGUGGAAGGAACAUGGACGCCCAGGCUUUCCUGACGAGGGGGGCCCAGGUAAUCAUCAGGAUGCGAGGACUACCUUAUGACUGCACGGCUAAGCAAGUGAUUGAGUUCUUUGAGGUGGGGGAAAACCCCUGCAGUGUGAUGGACGGUGAGGAGGGGGUGCUGUUUGUCAAGAAACCAGACGGCCGAGCGACCGGCGAUGCAUUCGUGCUGUUUGCCGUAGAGGAGGACGCACCCAAGGCCCUGAGCAAACACAGAGAACUGAUUGGAACUAGGUAUAUUGAGCUGUUCCGCAGUACCACAGCCGAAGUUCAGCAGGUGUUGAACCGCUCGAUGGACCCUAAGACAUUUGAGACACCGCUGCCCCUGCCACUGACUCAGUUGUCUCAGGUGCCACUCGUGCCUCAGCACUUCAUCACCUCUGGCACACGCAAAGACUGUAUCAGGCUACGUGGGCUGCCAUACGAAGCCCAGGUGGAACAUAUACUCGAGUUUCUCGGAGAUCAUGCAAAGAGCAUUGUCUUCCAAGGCGUCCAUAUGGUGUACAAUGCUCAGGGACAACCCAGUGGUGAGGCGUUUAUCCAGAUGACGUCAGAGAAUAGUGCAUUCCAGGCGGCCCAGCAGAGGCACCACCGCUACAUGGUGUUUGGCAAGAAGCAGCGGUACAUAGAAGUGUUCCAGUGUUCUGGUGAAGACAUGAACUUGGUGUUGACCGGUGGCGCUGUUUCGCCGGUAGCCAAGGCUCUGCUGUCUCCCGGAGGUACUGCCACUCUUGCACCACCGCCUCCAUUCGCCCCGCAGUACACGUUCCUGCCCAGUCCCCUGCUGGGCCGGCCUCCACCACCUCCGCCCUUCUACCCUCAGAUACUGUACUGGCCUUACCCCUCGCCGCCAGUCAGCCCGCCACAGCCACCCAGUACUGUCAUCCUCAUGCAUGAUCCAGCAAACCUGCUACACUCUGUGCCUGACUGGGGUGUAGAUUACCUGGCUCCUGGACAUCAGCUGACCACUCAGAACAUCGGUACAAUGGGGAUGCAUUCUGCAGCAGCAUGACUCCGCCUCCCACACAAGCCUUGAUCUUGACAGACAUUCUUAUCUGAGCCAAAGCUGAUAUAAUAAUAUAUAUUAUUGCGUGUGUGAACAAGUGUUAGAUUUUGCGACUUUUUCUUUUAUCAACUGAUGAUUGCAACAAGUGUGUUUUGUGCAAUAUUUUGCACCGCAAAGUGUGUGUGUGUACGCUUUUCAUAGAGAGUUUAAACAUAGUCAACAAUACCUUUACUGUAACUGGUUCCGAAUAUUGUUGGCACCCAGUACUUAAUAUAAAAUAUAUAAAGUAGUAUUUUUCCAAAAAAAUCUUGUAUUAAAAAUACAUAGUUAACUUGAAAUUAUAGUUUAUUUAGAUAAUUUAUUUAAACGUUAAGUUUAUAUUUCAUAGUUUAUUGUGAAGAAUGCAACAGAGAUCACAAUGUCUUCCCAUUUGUCAAUUAUUCUAAUGUGAAUUCAAUUUUUGAUAGAAGCACAAUAUAAAUUAAUUGACAUUUCCUUCAACUAAUAAAUAUAUAUUAAUUAAAGAGCAGGUUUCUAUUGUUCUUCUAUCAAAAUUUGAUGUCUUGAAUAGGUUGUGUUAAAAAAUAAUUCUAUUGUACAUAAAAUUAGUAUAUAAUUGCAUACAUGACAUAAUAAAGUCGUUAUAUCUCGUAUUGAGUCUGUUGUUAUAUUUUCUGUUGAACUAUAAAUUAUUUAAUAGAUAAUAUAAAUCGUCUAUCAAGAGUGUGCUUAUAGAUUUAUUUAAUAUUGUUAAGAGAGGUAAAUAUAUUAUAUAUAUUUAGAUAUAGUUUGUAAUUUUAAGAUAUCAAUUUGAGCACAACGAAUUGUACUAUUUUAGUGCAAUACAUUAAUGUAGAUUAGAUUGUUUCGUUGUAGUAUUGACUUAUUGAUCCAAUUAUUAUAAUAUGACGUGUUUGUUUGUGUUUAGAUUUGUGUGCGUGCACUAGAUUUCAUUGUAUUAGGCUGUGUUUCAAUUCAAAACAGAUAACAAUUAAUUGAUUAAGUCGAGUGCACAUGACUUUUUGAGUGGUAAUUCUUCAAUGGCAAUGUAACUGAAACUAAACUCUGUUCCUAGUAGAGUAGUGGCGACUGUCGUCGCAGUAUUAUGCAAACACUUCAUGUGCAAGAAUCUCAAUUAGAGGACAAAUUUGAAAUAUAUCAGAGUGUUUAUAAAUCUUUUGUCUAACAAUUUCAUUCCUCCCAUAAAUUCUUCAGGUUGUGAAUUAAUAAAGUUUAUUUUUUUACUAGUACAAAAAUUUUAUAAAUACAUGUUUAGCAAUUAAUUGUAUGCAAAAUAUACAUUUUAAGACAGCAGAAGUUUUGUGAUAUUUUGCUAUAAUCAAUUAAAUCAAUUUUAAUUUAAGUUUUUUGUUAGUGUUAAGUUUGUUAUUAGAUGCAUAAUGAUUCUGAAUGAAAAGUGUUUGAAAACCAAAAGUAAAUUAUCUUUUUGAAAGUUAUAACAAGUGUAAGACGCUCACCUCUGUUGUGUCCGAGGUGAUUUGUUUCGUGUCAAGUGUGCUGGACAUGUAACCACUAAAGCUAAAGGUAUCAGCUUUAAACGAUAAGUACCACAGGCAGAAGAGUACUUGCGUAGAUACAAUUAGUUAAGACUAUGUGCAAUAAGCUAAGAAAGAGAUAUUAAUAUAUAUUGUCAUUGAAUAGUGUUAUUCAAUCUUAUGUAGUCAGAUUUAUUAUUUAGUUUUUAUUGACACUGCUGUUUCUGUUACAGAAAACAUCAUUGAUAAGAAAUAAAGAGAUACAUAUUUUAAAACUGA